AACGUCCUGAAAUUUCCAUGUUUAAUUGCUUACUAUUUCUGCACGUCUUGCUUACUUUUUUAUGUUCAUAGUUUUGCAACAUCCGGUUUCCUCAUGUUUGGAUGCGGACCUGGUUCUUUAUAAUUGGUUUAUUUAUUAUCACAUUUCUUGUUAGCUUAUCAAAAUGAUUUUAUAUUCUCUCUUUUCUCUUUCAAUUUCAUGUAAUGAACUUGAAGGUUUGUUUGCAGGGAUGAGUUUUACUUUUCAGAACAGACUUUUAUAUUUAGAUAUGUUCCUGGAGUUUUAUUCUGGAUAUCAACUUUCAAGUGUUUUAUUCUCUCUUGGACCAUCGGAUUGCUGUUGAAAGGAUUUUGAUUGACAAAUUUACUGGAUAAUUUGUUUUGUAGAAUAGCAAUUGGUUUUGGCUGGAUUUGGUUAAUUGGCUCUGUCUAACUUGACCAAUUUUCUUUUGUGUAUUGAAUGUCCUUGAUAGUUUACUGGAUAUCAAUUUUAGUUCUCAUUAGGGCUCUUUAAUCUGCCAGAAAAUAUGAUUCUUGCACACAUAUGAAAAAUGUCAAACGAGGGAACCCCACAAAUUACAAGAAGAACAACCAGGUCUUCUUCUGCUGCUGUUUCUAUCAAUGCUGCAGAGACAUCAAAGACAAGGAUAUCCAAUGUUCCAACAAUUAACGACCUUGCAUUUGAUCAAGAGCCCAUCAAUAAGGAUGAUUUGUUUUCUAGUUUUCCAGGUAGACGCACCCAGAUUCUUGAGCUUCUGCACCUUUUGGGUCCCUCGAAUUCCCCCAUGCUUCCUAUAUUUAUAUAUGGAGCUGCUUCUACUGGAAAGACCAGUAUCAUUCUCCAGGUAUUCAGGCAUCUCAAACGCCCUUUUGUCUAUUCAAGCUGUAUUUCAUGUUACAGUCCUCGAAUCUUGUUUGAGUCAAUCUUGGAUCGUCUUUUGCUUCACAAAAAGAGUGAUGCAAACGGUUAUUCUAGUGCAAAGCGCUGUGAGAAGCCGGCUGAUUUUGUUAAUUUUCUACGUGAAGCCUUGAUUAAUAUUAUAAAUAAUAUUAACAGCAAUUCAGUGAAUUUGAGCUCGGACAAGUUGGCAGGACGACCUAACGGAAAGAUGAUUUAUUUGAUAUUUGACAACUUGGAGCUUGUUAGAGACUGGGAUAAAAGUUCUACCAUGUUGCCUUUCCUCUUUAAUCUUCAUAACAUCUUGAAGAUGCCUGAAGUCGGUCUGAUCUAUGUUAGUGGAACCACACCUGAUACAUACUACUCGAGUAUGGGGUACAUAGAACCAAUACCUGUUUAUUUUCCUGACUACACAGAAGACGCUCUUCGUGAAAUUUUCAUGAGAAACCAAGCAAACAGAAAGCUGUAUUCCUCCUUUCUCAAUGCGGUAUUGAGACCUUUCUGUAGAGUUACGAGACGAGUGGAUGCAUUAUCUAUUGUCUUUUCAUCAUUGUAUAAAGUGUAUUGUGAACCCUUGAAGGAUUUGGGAAUUGUGCCCAAUGAAGACAUGAAGAGAAGGCUGUUUGCCCAUCUGCAACCACGCAUUACUCCUUUUCUGAAUGGAAUAUUCAGGGUUCCAUCCCAGACUUCUGUUGAAGUUGAAGGCAACAAGAAGGCAAGGUGGAAAAACGAUGCUGAGAAGUCAAUUUGUGAAGGAUUCGAGAAGGUAGAUUUCCAUAUGUCUGCUUCUGCAAAGUAUCUUCUAAUUUCAGCAUUCCUUGCUUCAAGAAACCCAGCUACUCUUGACGCAUCAAUGUUUGAUUCAACUGGCGGCUGUAGCAGUCACAAACGGAAAAGAAAGGCCUCUGAAAAAUCAAUGGAGCAGAAGGAAAUUGCCGAACAGGAAUUACUUAUGAGAGGGCCUGGAACUUUUCCCUUGGAGAGAUUGUUAGCCAUAUUUCAGUGCAUUACAUCGGUGGCAGAAUAUUCGUCCAGUGAAGAGGAAGAAGGAAGCAAUGGCUUAGGAGUUGAAGGGAGUAGUAGUGAGUUAAUGUCUGAUGUACUCUUACAAUUGUCCAGCCUCUGCAAUGCUAACUUUGUCACUAAAGGAGGAAACUGCCCUUUAGAGGGCUCGAUCAGAUACCGUUCUACGGUGUCUGAAGAAUUGGCUAUGAAGGUGGCAAGGAGCCUUAGGUUCCCUUUGUCCAAGUACUUGUACAGAAGAUAAUAUCUGACAGGGAGCCGUGUACAAAGAUGUACCAAGAAACUUGAAAAGAUCAAAAUGUCCAUUUCUUGCCAUUCGACGUAUUAUUCUUGGAUACUGUCAACAAAAUCCGCUAUUCUCAAUGAUUACCAAA
This is a messenger RNA of Carica papaya (papaya), 2294 nucleotides long. RefSeq names its product origin recognition complex protein 5 (gene ORC5). Gene Ontology annotation, cellular component: nuclear origin of replication recognition complex; nucleus. The record is from RefSeq and is a predicted model, not a curated record. Gene Ontology annotation, molecular function: DNA replication origin binding. Gene Ontology annotation, biological process: DNA replication initiation; DNA replication. NCBI's taxonomy places the organism in Eukaryota, Viridiplantae, Streptophyta, Magnoliopsida, Brassicales, Caricaceae.